This is a messenger RNA of Haliotis rufescens (red abalone), 10460 nucleotides long. Its product is annotated as atrial natriuretic peptide receptor 1-like. Gene Ontology annotation, cellular component: membrane. Gene Ontology annotation, biological process: protein phosphorylation; intracellular signal transduction; cGMP biosynthetic process. The transcript is spliced from 22 exons. Gene Ontology annotation, molecular function: guanylate cyclase activity; peptide receptor activity; ATP binding. The coding region runs from base 2408 to 5605 and encodes 1065 amino acids. The record is from RefSeq and is a predicted model, not a curated record. Lineage: Eukaryota; Metazoa; Mollusca; Gastropoda; Lepetellida; Haliotidae.
UUUCAAGCGGAACAAAAGUCUGGUCACUGCGCCACUGCGAAAAAUAUUCAUGGAUAUCUCGGGAUGUGUCGGGAUUACACUCCAAGUGGUUUAUUAGAGCGCUUCUCUGCUGGCUGUUUUGAUUGCAUUUCACGGCGCGAGAGGAACACUUGAUUGACAGCUAAUGACAAGCUUAUAACCACUCAGGGAUCGUUUUGAUUGGCUGUGCGAGGCUUGCCGCAGGACAGAAGCAUAUACAUUGAUGUUUUACGCAUGUUCAGUGACGAGUGAGAGACUGUGAAUAAGAUCUCAUUGUCCAGUGCCUUAGGGUUAUUCUGUAACAGGGGAUGAGAGCACGAGGCAGCUAUUGACACCGCGUGAUUGAAGUACCGUACAUAUCUUCACGACACACGUGGACAAAGUGUCAACGCGAUUCAAUCUUGCUGGAUACAUUGGAAAAACGCUGGGAAUGUUUUGCAGUCAGAAUAACUCUCAAGUUUUAAAUGAGGAAAUGUCAAGUUUGAAAGUUCAACUGACAUUUUUUAAAACAUGUUUAAUAACUCCAUGAAACACGCAUACGAGUAAGCGUUGACACGUGGAUUAAAAGGUGUAUUAAUAGCGCGAACAUUAUAAUUUCUGGAAAUGAUUUCAAAAUUGUUCUCAUUAUCAAAAUUGAUCUAGUUCUUAUCACUGUUCAUAUCCAUAACUGUCGGUGUUAAAUAUAAUGGAUGGUAUAUACAUUUCUUUAAAAACAUCCAUUCAUGCAAAGCCCGAGACUUGCGUCAUCGGAGUGAACAUUUCAGUCGCAGUUCUAUGCUAAUACGGAGACCCCAUUCACAGAAUCGGACCUCUGAGAAAAGGAGUUUUGCAAUCUUAUCCUGUUGUGUUGGAGCUGAGAAAACAUUUUCCAGCCCCUACUCCCUGAUCAAGAAAUACUGUUCCGUUUUCCAUAUUUUAUGACGCUACCAUCACUACACCCAUGACCCAGAGCGACGGUUUCAAAGAAGAUAUCCAGUCACAUUAUCAACGUUCAAAGACACUGCGCCGGGACAAAGUGUUAGUUUCCAAUCACUGGACAAUUUAUUACUCCAAGUGAAUAAUUUGUCUGUGUUCGCUUUUUCUGCCUUCGUAUAUUUCCCCCAGGAAAUGCCACUCAGCUUGGAGAAUAUUGGAAAUAUCAUACCACCAUGUCUUCAGCGGAAUAUUAGUGUUUGCAUUCGAAGCCAAUAUACAGCAUGAACCCUGCGGGAUGCACGUAUUUCACUUAGAGGUUUUCAUAUUAAGAUACAUUUAGAAAAGUGUAUUCGUGCAAUAGUACAUUUUGAUCAAUAACCUCUGUAUGUAAAUACCAGAUUUUGCACUUGUCAGGGAAAAACUGUUACUGGAAGUGUUCACCACCAAUCACGACGUCGUGCGGGGACCGUGCACUAUUUAUAAAGCUGACAACUGAUGCCACGAUUCGUAAAACUGUGUCUUGGGAUAUUUUUCAAAAUAUUAAAAUCUUUAAAAGCGCAUACAUUCUAGUAUUGUGCCAGUAUUGUGCCAGCUAUUUACAAAUGUAUACCUGGAUCUUGAAGAAUGGUUAUAGUGUCAACUUUGGAUUUUAAUGGUUAGUUUGAAACUGGAAAUAGAUGCUAAGGAUUUGAAUUUCAAAUAGCUCCAUUAUAAGGUCGGAAUCCCUGUACCAACUGGGCGCGCACUUCAGAUAGGGGAUUAUAGGAUCAAGACGGAACCCAGUGACACGGGAUUCUUAUCACAUUGGAUUCAUUUUGUAGACAUGCCGUCUCCGAUCAACGUUGGAGUGAUUCUAUAUGACUGUGAUAUAAGCAUAUAUCUAUUCCUGUUUCUAACUUCGUCACCGUGUUAAGAAAACAAGAAUUCUCAAUUCUUACUUCGUCAUGAGAACUAAUAUAGACAACAUUUUGAUAUACUGAAAUUACUUUCCCUGUCUGUUGACAGGUAUAUCCUCGUGUAAACGGACGCCGAGAUCUCUCGGAAGCGUGAUUCACGGAUGAACGUGUUCUUGUUCAAAUAUUCAACCACGAUCUUGGAGCUGUGGUAAGCCGUGUGCUUUUGCGAGGCUGUCUUGAAAAGGUAGACGAAUCUUUAACAAGCUGGAACCAUCGGCAUGAUAUAUGUGAUCGUUCUUUAUAGAAUGUGCAACUCUACAAGAGCCUAUGUGGUAAUCUAAUACAAAGAAUCACAUUGCAUCUGAACCGUGUAUAAAAUACCGACCCUGUUCCAACACUGUGUUCUUCUGAUUGGAUGCACUGAUUAUUACUGCUAUGUGUGAAUAUAUUCUGUGGAUUAAAAUCAUUCUUGUGUUAUACUAAAUACCACAAAGUCACGUGGUGCCCUGAACGUGAAGUAUCCAUUGUUAGUUUCUGGAACAUAUUCGGAUACUACAGGGUCCUUUUUCAAAAUCACCAUGGAUGUACAUUUGGUUGUGAUCGCGUUCAUGGUUUAUUUAUUUCACUUUUUGGCUUACGUUGAUGGGACAAAGACGCUUAACAUUGCGUGCCUGUUGCCUGCUGAUGACAAAAGAUUGUUUUCAAUAUCACGAGUUGCUCCAGCGUUAGAAAUUGUCGUCAACAGCGAACUUAUAAAACACCAAGUUCUACCAUUUCAUAAGAUAGGCAUCAGUUAUGCUGACUCCCAGUGCUCAAUUUCCCAUGGAAUGAACGAAGCUAUCAACGUGUUCGUUGAUGGCCACGUGGAUGUAUAUUUUGGCCCAUGUUGUGAUUACGCGGCCGCUCCCGUUGCUAGGCAACUACGAUACUGGAACAUCCCCAUGGUAACCGCAGGGGCAAUGGCGCGAGAUUUCGCCCUAUCCAAACUGUUUCAGUUUCCAUUGAUGACGCGAGUUGGGCCAAAUUUUAACUCACUGGUCAGUUUCAUCAUUUCAAUUUUACAAAAGUUUGACUGGAGCAGGGUCAAGCUGGUGUAUGACCCUUUAGGUCAAGCUCACGUGGUGGACAAAUUCUGUCACAUAGCAACAGACGGUGUCCACUACGGACUUCGGAUGCAGAAGGUCAUCAAAGACUUCAAGCAAGAAUACUUCAAGUUUGAUUCAAUCAAGGACAUUUUGAACAAAAUGGCGGUAGAGGUCGGCAAUGAGUUUUCAAUCGUGGUCCUGUGUGCUUCGCCCGACUCCGUGAGAGACAUUAUGAUCCAUGCCCACGACCUCAACUUCGACAACGGGGAAUAUGUCUUCUUCAACAUUGACCUCUUCUCCAGCAAAAAUGAAAGCGAGGCUUCCUGGUAUCGAGAGGAUGAUCCACCGGAAAGAAACGAAAAGGCCCGAAAGGCAUACGAGGCCUUGAUGACGGUGACCCUCCGAAAACCGACAAGUCCCGCUUACAGAAAAUUCUCGGAGGAGGUGAAAAGAAGAGCCCAGGUCAUGUACCCGGAUUUCACGUACGGAGAGGAAGAGGUAAACAGUUUCGUGGGAGCCUUCCAUGACGCCGUCAUCCUGUAUGCCUUGGCCCUGAACGAGACUAUUCAAGCGGGAGGCAAAAUAUCUGACGGUGCCAAUAUAACCAGGCGAAUGUGGAACCGGACCUUUGAAGGCAUCACCGGCACAGUCAGCAUCGACGCCAACGGCGACCGGAACGCCGACUACUCGCUCCUGGACAUGAACCCUGACUCCGGCAAGUUUGAGGUCGUGGCCAACUACUUCGGGAACAAGAAACGAUACGAACCGGUUCCUGGGAAGGAGAUUCAUUGGGCUGGAGGAAGAACUUCUCCCCCGCCGGACGUGCCCAAGUGUGGGUUUGAUGGAGCCAAGUGUCCACCCGAGGAGCCCUUUCCAGAGUACGGCAUCGUGAUCAUUGUCCUGGGUUCCGUGCUGCUGAUCGUCUUGGUGGCCACGUUCUUUAUAUACAGACAUAUAAAGCUAGAGGCAGAGUUAGCGGAAAUGAACUGGCGAGUGAAGUGGGAUGACAUCCUGUUCGGAUCCCCUGGCAAAAAUAAGAAACUUGAUCGGAGCGGAAAGGGCAAAAAUGCUGAGCGGGUCUCGUUCUCCAGCUCCUGUUCGAGGGACACAAUCGCCGUCCUGAACAACGUUGGCAACAGACAGUUGUUUACAAAGACAGGGUAUUACAAGGGCGCUAUCAUAGCCAUCAAACCCAUCUCACGGUCCAGCAUCACAAUACAUAAACCUUUACUGUUGGAGGUCAAAACGAUAAAAGAUUUACAGAAUGACCACGUGGUGCGGUUUAUAGGGGCGUGUCUGGACUCCCCCCACCAGUGUAUACUGACGGAAUACUGCCCCAAGGGGAGCCUACAGGAUGUGUUGGAGAACGACGAGAUACAGCUGGACUGGAUGUUCCGCUACUCCAUCAUGCAGGACAUAGUCAGGGGAAUGGCAUACCUGCACAGCAGUGAAGCUAAGAGUCACGGGAGGUUAAAAAGUACGAACUGUGUCGUUGACAGCAGGUUUGUGGUCAAGAUAACAGACUUUGGCCUCCACUACUUCCGGGAGACGGAUGACGACUUUGAUGAAAUGGACUUUGCGCUGCAACAGAGUAGACUGUGGUCGGGUCCCGAGUUGCUGAAGCAGCAGAACGUCCCGUGCGAGGGAACACAGAAGGGGGACGUGUACAGUUUUGCUGUAAUCUGCCAGGAGAUUGUGUACAGGAAGGGCGUCUUCUAUCUACAACACAUUGACCUAUCUCCACAAGAGAUUUGCCAGAAGGUGAAGACUGGUGUCAAACCCUACUUCCGACCGACACUGGAGGAUUAUGACUGUCCGUGCGACGAGCUGGCUGACGUCAUCAGACGGUGCUGGGCAGAGGAUCCAAUGGAAAGGCCGGAUUUCCAAGCCCUGAAGAGCAUUAUUCGAAAACUUAACAAGGAUGGAGACAAGGGCAACAUCCUUGACAACCUGCUUUCCAGGAUGGAGCAGUACGCCAACAAUUUGGAAGCUCUGGUGGCGGAGAGGACGUCAGACUAUCUGGAGGAGAAGCGGAAGGCGGAGGAUCUACUGUACUCAAUGUUGCCGAAGUCAGUUGCUGGCCAGCUGAUUCGCGGCGAGUCGGUGACAGCAGAGGCCUUCGAGUGCGUUACUAUCUACUUCAGCGACAUCGUCGGGUUCACAGCCAUGUCAGCGGAGAGCACCCCUAUGCAGAUAGUUGAUUUCCUUAACGACCUGUACACGACGUUCGACUCCAUCAUAGAGAACUUCGAUGUCUAUAAGGUGGAGACGAUAGGCGAUGCCUAUAUGGUAGUAUCGGGUAUGCCGGUACCCAACGGAAACGUGCACGCCCGGGAAAUCGCCCGAAUGUCUCUUGCACUACUUAACGCUAUCAAGCACUUCCGUAUACGUCACAGACCAGAGGAACACCUCAAGCUCCGGAUAGGGAUACACACAGGAGGUGUCUGUGCAGGCGUGGUCGGGCUCAAGAUGCCGAGGUACUGUCUGUUUGGAGACACGGUGAACACCACGUCCCGGAUGGAGUCUAACGGUCUACCUUUGAAGAUCCACUUAAGCCAGCAGACCAAAGAUGUGCUAGAUCAUUUCAGAACCUUUGAUGUGGAACUCCGAGGACAAGUGGAGAUGAAAGGGAAGGGAGCACAGACAACGUACUGGCUGGUGGGGGAGACACCAACAUCAGCAACAUCCUGACCUGCAUCACCCUUGUCAUAACAACUGGCAUAUACAAUGUUCUAUAUAGUGCUGCUUUCACACUCUCAAGGAGAGACCGGUGUCGGUAUACUUUUGAAACCUCAAGGAUUACAUUCAGUAUGGUACUGGGUAUUCUACAAUAACAUGGAUGGUAUUGAGUAGUGCUGCCAUAUCAUGGAUGGCACAAGGUAGAGCUGAACUACCAUGGAUGGCGGUAGGUCGUGCUGCAGUACCAUGGCUGAUAUAUUGGCAAGGGCUACAAUACCAUGGAAGUCACUGGAUAGUGCGACAGAUGAACCUGGACGUUUUUUUUCGGUGAAAUAUCCAUGUUUAUCAUGGAUCAAGCACUCAGACUGCAAUGGCUGUGAUUGACCCAGUAGACAGUUUAUGUAUAACCCCCGAUACGUCUGGCCACUGACAAUGAGUUCCUGACACUGACAUGAGAACUGACAGAGUUGUGGACGCCGAAAGGUUUAAUAUACGUUGUUUCUACACCAGUGAGGAGAGCGAGUAGUUGAAUCAGCUGGGAAAUGUCAUUCACCAUUUCCAGGUGGACACAGGUCGGCAAGCUGCACUAGUGGAUGGAUAUCAGCCUGUCUUUGGAGGACGUCUUUAGUCAUGUUUGGACAAUUCAGUCGCAUAUAUUGUAUUAAUGUCUAUGUUCGGACGAAUACGACCAUCGUGAUUGAAUACCUAUCUUAAAUGUAAUAAACAUGGCUUUGGUAAAUAUUUAAACAGCCUGAGGACAAGGUAUUGGAGUUCACACCUAGUGUUGUAGUGGCACAUGUUACAGAGACAAGGUGGCUUGCUGGAUAGAUGAUCAGGUGAUAGUCAUAUCGUUGCAGAAUACACCGACUGAACACAUGCUGAACAACCCACAAUGUUCUUUAAGAGGGAACAACGAAAAACUAAAAACGUAAUGAUGGAAGGACAAGAGACAUGCUGGGAUGUUGACUUCCGAUUUGUGUUGUCACGUUAUAGAACCCCGGGUAUAGUCACACUGGAUAUAAACUCAUACAGUGGGACAAGAUGAAGUGGCCAGUGUGUUGGACAAAGCUAUACAUCCUAGGAUACAAACAUCUAUCUGAACCUUGACGUAUACAGUUAUUGGUUGUGGGUCUGUGUUCUUGUCAGUAUUCCUCUAUGUGAUAACCGUGGCACAAAGAAUGUGAUUUACUUGUUUGCACAAAAUCUAUAUUGACUUGAAAUGACAAGGAAUGGGCCACUGAAGGAGAACAGUAUUUAUCCGUCGACUUGAUGGGCCGCUUGGUGAAAAUUCAACAUAUCGUGGAAUACGUCAUCGAUAUCGAAUGAAAAUGUAUGAAUUGAAUGUUUUGAAUAUGUAUGUAUUUAUCCACCAGACACUAAGCGUGUACACGCUUGUCCUUCCGUCUCCAGGUGUUUGUGUGUUGACUUUGCAAAACGUACAAACUUGUUUUAUUUAUAUAUUCUGUAUGUGUUUCGUAUUACAAUGGCUGUGAGUCAUCGACUUGUUUCAGAAGAUGUCAACCUGGUUCAUCAAAUCAAGACGAGGUUCUUAUUACUGUAUCAAUUUUACCGUUGUUAGUUGUAUUUAUUCAAUGUUUAGUGAAUUUUUACGAAGGUCAGCCGCUUGGUUUAAAGAUGUAUCGUUCAGUCAUUGUAUUGAUGGAAUCCCUCGCAUGGAUUAAAAUUCCUUCAUUCACUUCUAUUUCAUAAUGAUAUUGUUAUGAAGCUACGAUAGUUCAUCUCGAAAUUCCUAACAUCCAAUAUUCGACAUUUAAAUAAUUGCUGACACGGAACCGACAAUGUGCUAUUCUCGAUGUUCAUCGAAAAAAACAAAUUGUCUCUGAAAUGCUUUGAAAAAAAAUAUUUAUGUUUCAGACUGUUGAUGACCCCCUCCCUCCCCUCCGACCCCCAACACACACAAACACAAACACACACACACACACAGAGACAGACAGACAGACAGACAGACAGACACACGCACACACACAGGAUCCAAUUUGAAUUUAAGCGAUACCACUUCAUGAUGUACACGAUUCUCAUUGUUCAUACUUAUGACUGGACGGUGCGGAAGCUUCAGUGGUAACAUGAUCAACCUUUGACUUUCCAGGUCUAAUCACAGAUUCCUGAUCAUGUCAAAACCAUACCUGUCUGUCCCCACUGGCUACGUCUUGGGGGAGGAGGGGGGUAGCCUAGUGGUGUAAGCGCUCGCUCUUCGCGCCGAAGACCCGGGUUUGAUUGCCGACAUGGUACAAUGUGUGAAGCCCAUUUCUGGUGUCCCCCGUCGUGAUAUUGCUGGAAUAUUACUAAAAUCGGCGUAAAACCUACUCACUGUAUACGUCUUGGAACCGCCACAAUCUGAACAGUCCUCGUACUUUAGGCAGACACGCCGCGAUAUAACUACUGUUGGAGGAUGCAUUGUUCACUGGAAGACAUUAUUUAACGAUAGGGUAGGCUUGCGGUUAAUACGGUCACCCUAUUACACAAAGGAACCGGCGACAAUACACUUAGAUCCGGUGACGACCAGAUCAGAUGACUCUAAAAGCGGAGUCAACCUCGUCCAUUCACGUCUUCAUACAUAUGAGGAUAUUGUGAUCUAAUAACGCCCUGUCUUUAGCCGUAUGUCGCUGUUCAUGACGUCACAGUAUUUAUACUUCUCGUCCGACGUUGAUGUAUGCGCUGAACGUCACUUCAUUAGAUCUGUGAGGAUGUGCUGAACGUCACUUCAUUAGAUCUGUGAGGAUGUGCUGAACGUCACUUCAUUAGAUCUGUGAGGAUGUGCUGAACGUCACUUCAUUAGAUCUGUGAGGAUGCGCUGAACGUCACUUCAUUAGAUCUGUGAGGAUGUGCUGACCGUCACUUCAUUAGAUCUGUGAGGAUGUGCUGAACGUCACUUCAUUAGAUCUGGGAGGAUGUGCUGAACGUCACUUCAUUAGAUCUGUGAGGAUGCGCUGAACGUCACUUCAUUAGAUCUGGGAGGAUGUGCUCAACGUCACUUCAUUAGAUCUGUGAGGAUGCGCUGAACGUCACUUCAUUAGAUCUGGGAGGUGCUGAACGUCACUUCAUUAGAUCUGUGAGGAUGCGCUGAACGUCACUUCAUUAGAUCUGUGAGGAUGCGCUGAACGUCACUUCAUUAGAUCUGUGAGGUGCUGAACGUCACUUCAUUAGAUCUGUGAGGAUGUGCUGAACGUCACUUCAUUAGAUCUGUGAGGAUACGCUGAACGUCACUUCAUUAGAUCUGGGAGGUGCUGAACGUCACUUCAUUAGAUCUGGGAGGAUGCGCUGAACGUCACUUCAUUAGAUCUGUGAGGCUGUGCUGAACGUCACUUCAUUAGAUCUGUGACGAUGUGCUGAACGUCACUUCAUUAGAUCUGGGAGGAUGCGCUGAGCGUCACUUCAUUAGAUCUGUGAGGAGGUGCUGAACGUCACUUCAUUAGAUCUGGGAGGAUGCGCUGAACGUCACUUCAUUAGAUCUGUGAGGCUGUGCUGAACGUCACUUCAUUAGAUCUGUGACGAUGUGCUGAACGUCACUUCAUUAGAUCUGUGAGGAUGCGCUGAACGUCACUUCAUUAGAUCUGUGAGGAUGCGCUGAACGUCACUUCAUUAGAUCUGGGAGGCUGUGCUGAACGUCACUUCAUUAGAUCUGUGAGGAUGCGCUGAACGUCACUUCAUUAGAUCUGGGAGGUGCUGAACGUCACUUCAUUAGAUCUGUGAGGAUGCGCUGAACGUCACUUCAUUAGAUCUGGGAGGCUGUGCUGAACGUCACUUCAUUAGAUCUGGGAGGAUGUGCUGAAUGUCACUUCAUUAGAUCUAGGAGGAGGUGCUGAACGUCACUUCAUUAGAUCUGGGAGGUGCUGAACGUCACUUCAUUAGAUCUGUGAGGAUGCGCUGAACGUCACUUCAUUAGAUCUGUGGGGAUGUGCCUAACGUCACUUCAUUAGAUCUGUGAGGAGGUGCUGACCGUCACUUCAUUAGAUCUGGGAGGUGCUGAACGUCACUUCAUUAGAUCUGGGAGGUGUUCAUAGAGACUGCUUUAAACAGGUUUCUCGGGUACAUAUUUCUUUGAUGUGAGGAGGGAUCAAUUGUCGUUUCCCAGCAAGCAUACAAACAGACACUACUAGGUAGACAUUGAACUCUGCUCUUAUAAAUGUCAGGCAUGGGUGACUGUCUGUUCCAUAGGACAAAAGGAAAGUACAUUAAUACUGGCAAUAAAAAUGACUGACGUACAGAAUGUUAAGUAACCAAUGAUCAAGUGAGACAUUUUCCAAAAUGAAAAACAAAUAUUUCCGUUGAUUCCAAUGGCAUUCACGUUAUGGUCGAUAGAGAGACGAGCCUUACGCAAAGAGGCGAGUGGUGUCGAAUGGUGUCCUGGAUGUGGACAAUCAUUGCCUCUCAGUUCAGUGCGUGUAGCUGCACCUUAGGUAGGCGGGUAGUCUACAGGUUAACGCGUCGACUCGUCGCGCCGAUGACCAAGGUUUUGGUUUCCGCAAUGGAUACAUUACUCAAAAAACAUCUUUGAAUUCAAUGUUUUGACAUGGCUGUAUCGUAACCGCAAGCUGUGUCAUACUUUCCAUCACGUACUCCAGGCUAUUUCAGCACAGCAGCUAUUUGCCACAGCCACAAUCUUGCCCAACCUGCCCACAAUAAAAUUCAUUUUACAGAAACGAAGGAAAAGGAUUGUAUAUGAAAGAAAUAACACGAUAAAGAAGGAGACGUCUUGAAGUUGUACUUAGGUCAAUGUCAGUAUGGCCAUGUUGAAUAUCUAGUCUCCGCGAGUAUUAUUCUACUUGUGUGGAGUUGAACGAGUAAGUUAUAUAUGUUAAAUAAACAGUUUCAACGCAAAUUGAAAUUAAACAUACUUUCUGUGAUA